AUGGGCGGCGACACGGAAAAAAACAACGCCGACCACCUCGAACACCCCAACGAGGCUCGGGCUCAACUGGCCAACCUGGGAAACGCUGAAGAGCACGACUUGGGAAAGUGGGAGUCCUUCAGAAAGUACCCGAAGGCAUCGUUCUGGUGUAUCUACGCAGUAUGGUGUGUCUUGGUCUUGAGUUUCGAGAACCAAGCAGGAGGAAGUAUUCUGUCCAUUCCUGAGUUCCGCAAAGACUUCGGACAUUUCUACAACGGCGAAUAUGUUUUGGACACGAAAUGGCAGGGUGCUUUCAACGGUGCCCCUGUUGCCUCUGCUGUCAUCGGUGCCUUGGGUAGCGGUAAUCUUGCGGAUUGGCUCGGCCGAAAGACCGUGAUUAUGAUUGCUCUCGCUUUCUCCUUCGUCGGAAUCACCUUGGAAUUUGUCGCAACCACCAAUGAAGUUUUCUUCGGCGGCAAGUUCAUCAACGGUUUCGCCAUCGGUGCCCUCGGAUCAGUUACCGUCACAUACAUCGGAGAGAUCACCCCCCUUGCUCUUCGCGGUCUUUUCACUUGUCUCACGGGUCUCUCCUAUACUCUCGGUCCUCUGAUCGUUGCCGUUAUCAUCAACGAAACCGGAACCCUCAACAGCCGCUGGGCUUACCGGGCCGUCUUUUGCGGCCAAUACGGAUUUGCCGCCAUCGCUGCUUCGAUGAUCUGGGCUAUGCCCGAAAGUCCCUGGUACCUUGCCAUUAAGGGAAAGCAGGAACAGGCGUUGAAGAGUCUGGCGAAACUCGGACACACCGGAGAGGAAGGCAGAGUUCGUCUCGCCGUGAUUAACCAGACGCUCGACCAAGUCAAGAGCGAGACCGCCGGCGCCAGCUACAUUGAGUGUUUCCGCAAGUCCAACCUCCGACGCACGAUUAUUUCCAUCUCCCCUCUCUGCAUCCAGAGUCUGUCCGGAAUCACGUUUGCCGCAAGCUACAGCACGUACUACAUGCAACUUGCUGGAUACAGCACGGCCGAGAGUUUCAAGCUCCAGAUCGUCCAGCAAGUCAUUUCCCUUAUCGGCAACGUUAUGUCCUGGUACUUGGUCGACAGAAUGGGACGUCGCAGCCUGACGGUGAACGGUCUGGCUAUCCUGACCGUGAUCCUGCUCGUUACCGGCGGGUUGGCUAUGCCUGGAACGCUUGCCACGAACAAGGGUACCGUCGCCCUUAUUCUCUUGUACUGCUGGUGGUACAACGUCACCAUCGGUGCUACGGCAUACACAGUCCUUGCAGAGGUUUCAACCUCGAGACUCCGUGUCAAGACCGUUGCCAUCGGUCUUGCACUCCAGAAGGCUCUGGAGACCAUGUGGAACUUUGUUCUGCCCUAUCUCUUCAACCCAGACAAACUGAACCUUGGCGCCAAGAUUGCCUUUAUCUUUGGUGGCCUGUCGGUCAUUUCGUUGGUUCACUUGUGGUUCAACCUCCCCGAAACAGCUGGAAGAACUUACGAGGAGCUGGAUGAGUUGUUCAUGAAGGAAGUCCCUGCUCGCAAGUUCAAGGGUUAUACCACUGAGGUCACGGUUAGAGGCGAGGCCGUCAAGACGGCUCUUGGCAAGGAGGAGAACUUGUAA
This is a messenger RNA of Colletotrichum karsti, 1599 nucleotides long. RefSeq lists its product as uncharacterized. Gene Ontology annotation, cellular component: membrane. The transcript has 4 exons. Gene Ontology annotation, biological process: carbohydrate transport; transmembrane transport. NCBI's taxonomy places the organism in Eukaryota, Fungi, Ascomycota, Sordariomycetes, Glomerellales, Glomerellaceae. The record is from RefSeq and is a predicted model, not a curated record. The coding region runs from base 1 to 1599 and encodes 532 amino acids. Gene Ontology annotation, molecular function: carbohydrate:proton symporter activity.